UUCAUUUUGUGCUCCUUUUGAAACUUAUAAAUAUCCCAAACUCCAUCACUUCUUCUGUCAACUUCUAAUUUCCUCUAUUCUUUCUCUCAUAUGGAAAUGGCAAGGCCCAUAAAUUUUGUUGUCUCUCUUCUCUUCCUUAUGUUCAGCUCAUCUGCAGCCACUUCAAUCAACAAUGUAAUCAACUUAGGGGCUAAACCCAAUCGCAAAACCGACUCGACUCGAGCAUUCCUUAAUGCAUGGGCGGGCGCUUGUGGUUCUCUUGGCUCCACCAUCAUCUAUGUGCCACAGGGACGGUAUUUACUUAAUCAAGCACACUUCAAAGGGAAUUGCAAGAACACCAAUAUCACAAUAAGGAUCGAUGGAACCCUUGUUGCACCAUCAGAUUAUAAUGUUAUCGGCAAUGCCGGAACUUGGCUUAUGUUUGAUAGAGUUAUGGGUGUUUCCAUCUACGGUGGAACACUUGAUGGGCAAGGAACAGAUUUGUGGGCUUGCAAGGCUGCCGGAAAAAGUUGCCCAACCGGAGCUACGAACCUAAGAUUUUUAGACUCGAAAUACAUCCUAAUCAGCAGAUUAACAUCGUUAAAUAGCCAAAAUUUCCACAUUGUUAUAUACCAUUGCGAGAACGUCAAUAUUGAAGGGGUGAAAGUUACGGUGGCCGGUAAUAGUCCGAACACAGAUGGCAUUCAUGUACAAAUGUCAAGUGGUGUCAGGAUCAUUGGUGCUAGUAUCAAGACCGGCGACGAUUGCAUCUCGAUUGGACCGGGUACCACAAAUUUGUGGAUUGAGCGUAUCUCUUAUGGGCCUGGACAUGGCAUCAGGUGAGAUGAACGGUUCUGAUGCUCUUGAGUUGCUACAUGUGACUUCACUAGAUCUCAUCAGGUUUUGUUUUGCAGCAUAGGAAGUCUUGGCAA
Messenger RNA from Macadamia integrifolia, 911 nucleotides. RefSeq names its product polygalacturonase-like. The transcript has 3 exons. The record is from RefSeq and is a predicted model, not a curated record. NCBI's taxonomy places the organism in Eukaryota, Viridiplantae, Streptophyta, Magnoliopsida, Proteales, Proteaceae. Gene Ontology annotation, molecular function: polygalacturonase activity. Gene Ontology annotation, biological process: carbohydrate metabolic process. The coding region runs from base 91 to 822 and encodes 243 amino acids.